Messenger RNA from Thamnophis elegans (Western terrestrial garter snake), 1519 nucleotides. RefSeq names its product leucine rich repeat containing 20 (gene LRRC20). Lineage: Eukaryota; Metazoa; Chordata; Lepidosauria; Squamata; Natricidae. The transcript has 5 exons. Bases 115 to 678 code for a protein of 187 amino acids. Gene Ontology annotation, molecular function: protein binding. The record is from RefSeq and is a predicted model, not a curated record.
GCCGCGGGAGGCGAGCUAAGAGCCUCACCGGUGCACCACGCUCCAGCAGCCGCCCGGAAGGGAAGGAAACCUGGCUGUCCCUUUGCGCUGUAGGACCAUCCUUAAAAGAUUUUCAUGGUUGGGCAUACCUGCAUGGAGAAAAAAAUGGGUGAAGCUGUUGCCAGAGUAGCUAAGAAGGUGAAUGAAACAGUUGAAAAUCAAGCAGAUUCUCUUGAUUUGGCAGAUUGCAAAUUGAUGACAUUCCCCAUCGCCCUUUAUAAAGUCAUGAGGCAUGUGGCUGAAGGCAUACAUCUCAUCACGCUGGCCAAUAAUGAGCUGAAGUCUGUAACCAGCAAAUUCAUUAUCACUUUUAGUCAGCUGAGAGAACUUAAUCUGGAAGGGAAUUAUAUUCAUCACCUGCCAGAAGAAGUCCGAACCCUGUUACAUCUGAGAAUUAUCAACCUGUCCAGGAACAAAUUUCACACUUUUCCUGACCAGUUGACUUCUUUGCAGGCUCUUGAAAUGAUCAACCUUGAAGAGAACGAGAUUACAGAUGUUCCUGUUGAGAAACUUGCUUCCAUGGAGUCUUUGCAGUGUGUGAACUUAAAAUCCAACCCAUUAAAUGAGGAGGUUCGGGUGAUUGCCAAGCCACUGAUCAAGUUUGACCUUCUGACCUCUCCAACUGUUCCCCAUGUCUGAAGCCAUGUCUGACCUGGAUUUGCAGUGAAAGAGGGAAAGGAAAUGCCACGUUUGCUGAGCUAAGCCACUCCUAAGCUGCAUCGCUCUGCAUGUGUUAGGUUUAUGAGCUUCCAGAGUUGCAAAAAGUGUGAUUUUUUUUUUCUUUUGCAAACUGAUGGAGGUUGCAGCCAGAACUAUUAUCUGCUAAACUGCGGAUCCAUCGAAAAUGUGUGACUAGAGAGGGGCCUUUUCAUUGAAUGAUGAAAAAGAGAGAAGGGAGGACACUGCCUGCCUAGGCCAUAACCACAGAGAAAGAGGAACGGCAAAAGUGACCAACUGUGUGCCUAGGAGAUGAUUAGAUGGUGUGGAUGGGCACCUUGUAUGGCUGAGAAAAGAGGAAAACAAUUUGUGGUUGGAAAAUUGCUUGCAAGUUCAUGAAAAAAGAACAGUCUUCAACUUGGGUGAAUUUAGAUUCCAUUCUUUCAUGUUUUAUCUUCUCCACUUGUACCCAAGGAAAACCAAGGAGCACUUGUUUCUUUACUUACAGUGCUAGCAAAGGACAAUCAAAUCAAAUAUAUAAAGGAUAAAUAUACAUCCAGAGUCAGAGAUACUCUAAAAGAUUGAUGUGGUUUCAGGGGUAUAAAAUAUAACCUGUCAGGGGCAAAAGAUCAAUACCAUACAUUAAGUUGCAACACAGAAAAUGUAUUCAAGCCUACACACAAGAAUCUAGUCAACUAAAGUUCAGUACUUAAUUGGUGAUAAGUGCCAACAGAAUUUAAGAGGGGUUAGACUUUGACCAUUUCUGGGAACAUAACAACUCUAAGGUAUUGACUCAACCCACCAGUUCCAGCUGAUCUUUGCC